UCUCUUCAAAAUUUUCAGCUCUCUAAAGUCCAUUAAUCUUCAACUUUUAAACGGAAUUGAUGGAAAAUCCAGCAGAAGUUUCAGCAAUUGAACAAAUUAGAAUGCAUCUUCUUGGAGAGUUUUCUCCAAGAGAGGUAUCGUUUGCUGCUGAGAUCGAUAAUUGCAGCAGAACUAGUAGCAUAAGUUCAUCAGUUCAAUCUGACAAUUCUAUUUCGAUUUCUGAUUAUUUCAUGAACUGUGAGCAGAAUGAAUUUGAUUUUAGCGAAUUUUCAAGCGCGGAAUCCGUAGAUUUGGGUCAAAAUCAACUAAACACUCCAAUUAUAGACCUCACACUACCCAAGGUGAAAAAUUUGACUGGGAGGAAGCCUUCACUGAAGAUUGAAUUGCCGGCGGUGAAGAAAUUCGACCGGAUCGAUUUCUCAGAGUUGUCUCAGUUGAACAAGGCGUCGACGGUGCAUGACAAGUCGGUUGGGGAGAAGAAGUGUCACUACAGAGGGGUACGACAGCGGCCAUGGGGCAAGUACGCGGCGGAGAUCAGGGACCCGAAGCGGCAGGGCUCUCGCGUUUGGCUCGGAACGUUCGACACCGCUGUCGAAGCCGCAAAAGCUUACGACAGGGCGGCAUUCAAGAUGCGAGGAAGCAAGGCGAUUCUGAACUUCCCACUGGAGAUUCAGAAGGAAGUAUGCAAAUCGGAUGGCGCCGUGGACGUAGGGAAGAAGCGGCGGAGAGAAGCUGAGGAGGUGGAAGAAGUGAAAGAAAACAAGACGAUAAAACUUGAAACGACGGUGAAAAAUGAAAUGAAGGAAUGGCCGUUAACGCCGUCAUGCUUGGGCUCGAUUUGGGAUGGUAAAUUUAGCUGUCCGCCAUUAUCUCCGUUCGGAUAUUCACAGCUUAUUGUCAUAUGAAAAUAUGUAUGAUUCACUGUUUGUAAGCAUUUCAGUUUGUCGCCAUCGAGUAUAUAUA
Molecule: messenger RNA, 963 nt
Organism: Olea europaea var. sylvestris
Lineage: Eukaryota; Viridiplantae; Streptophyta; Magnoliopsida; Lamiales; Oleaceae
Product: ethylene-responsive transcription factor 5-like
Exons: 1
Coding region: 60-905 (281 amino acids)
Biological process (GO): ethylene-activated signaling pathway; regulation of DNA-templated transcription
Molecular function (GO): DNA-binding transcription factor activity; DNA binding
Source: RefSeq, a predicted model, not a curated record